Molecule: messenger RNA, 592 nt
Organism: Xyrauchen texanus (razorback sucker)
Lineage: Eukaryota; Metazoa; Chordata; Actinopteri; Cypriniformes; Catostomidae
Gene: sst2
Product: somatostatin 2
Exons: 2
Coding region: 59-388 (109 amino acids)
Biological process (GO): regulation of cell migration
Cellular component (GO): extracellular region
Molecular function (GO): hormone activity
Source: RefSeq, a predicted model, not a curated record
CUUAAGGAAGCACAGCGCAUCAGAGAGGCUUGAACCACGCUUGAACAAGACAGCAGAGAUGACUUCUUCCCAACUUCACUUAACUCUCUCUCUGCUCUGUUUGGCCAUGACAGCAGGCAUCAUAUCAUGUGGCAGAUCUCAUAUGGUUUUGAGCUCUCCGCUGGAGACAUCUCAUGGCACACCUGGCAAUGAGGAGAUGCCAGAGAGAUACUCCGUUUCAGAACUCCAGUGGAUGCUCAGUAACUCGGACCCAGCAGCCAUUCAGUCUGACAGCCCAUCGCUGGGGUUCAUACAAAAUGGACUGGACCUAAUGAGGAGAGACAAUGGAGACAAAGAACGAAAGCCUGGCUGCAAGAAUUACUUCUGGAAAUCCAGAACGGCAUGCUGAUCUACAACCAGCAGGUCCAAUCCUGAGGCCUCCAGCACAAUCGUCAUGCUGCUGAUCACAUCUAAUCCACACUAAUAAGACAUUCUGUAUUUUGUCUUAAAGAAAGGAGUGGGCCUCAGUAAACAUAGCAAUUCCCUGUGACCACUGUUCCUCAAUCUCAGUAUUAUCUUGAUUUGAAGCAUUGACUGCUUGCAAUAAACUGAA